Rubroshorea leprosula is the source of this 2047-nucleotide messenger RNA. Lineage: Eukaryota; Viridiplantae; Streptophyta; Magnoliopsida; Malvales; Dipterocarpaceae. The record is from the annotation of a GenBank genome assembly.
UUUACCUUGUUGAUUUUAUAGCGAAGCGCUGCCGAAGUGAAAUGAGAUCAUUUCGCCGUUCAAGCUCGUGGUAUUUCAGAAAAUUUCUUAAGUGUUUUACUUCGGUCGUUACAAAAUUAGUGAGUCACGAAAGAUGUCGUCACAAGAGACACUGAGUGUUGGAGGUAGCGAGGGGGAGCAAGGACUGAGCUUGAGCAGUGGGAGCGAAGUGGAGAGUUCAAGGAGUGAGAGGAGUGGGGGGGUUGGAGGUGAGGUGGUAGAGGUGGUGGGGUACGAGAGUAUGUGGAGGAGGAGGAGUGACCUCUCCCACCUAGUAGAACAGUAUGCCAUUCCGGGGCACGUUUUACUUAGGCUGGCUAGGAAGAGGGAAAGGGCGUGCUCGGUUCCAAGGGAUCAUUGGAUGCCGGUGUACGGGCACUACUUAAUAGCUGGGCUUAGGUUCCCAGUGCUUGAGCUGCUAGUGGCGCUGUUGCUGGAGUACGGGUUGGGGUUGACGCAGCUCGUCCCCAACGCAGGGGGUAAUAAUGGGGAGCGGGGGUGGUUUUAUUUUACACCUCGGGUGGCUGGAGGAGGAGGAAGGAACCUGUUCCAUGUAGGUCUUUCCUCUAUAAAGGGGUGGAAGGAUAAGUUUUUCUUUGUGGAUGACACGAAGUGGGAGAAAUCAGAGGUUGGGGUAACGGAGCUCAGCAGGUGGAAGAGGAAGAAGUCGAAUCCGAAUCAGUAUUCGCUGAGCUCAGGGGAACAGGAGGAAGUGGAAAGGUUGGAGAGAAGAGGUGGGGAUGUAAUGGACAUCAUGCAUUUCAGUAGUUCAGCGAUGUUAGAGGCGGCAGAGGUCUAUGGACCGAGCUCUAUGACUGGAGAGGAGAUGAACCGGCUGAUGUCCAAGAGAAAAACGGUAGCACUACUGGAGAAGAGGUCGACGGCUCCGGCCGCACCCUCAGUGGGGGAAAAGGUGCUUGGUGGGACUUCGAGGUCUCGCCCUGAGGGGAGUGCCCGAGCUGAGGAGCCCCAAACCGAUGCGCUGAUCAAGUUCGUGCCUCGACCUCCGCCGGUGCAGAUGGAUCCAUCUCUGCGCAAAGUGGGGGUGGUGGGGCAUGGGAAAAGGAAGGAGUCCCCUAUUUCUAGGCAGAAGUCAAGCUUUUACGAAAGUACAAGCAAGACAACUGCAAAGCGCUUCAUCAGGUCCAAUUUUCCUGAGGUGGAUCUUAACAGAGCCCAGCAUCAGACGGUGAAUCUCAUCAAUGCCUUGGCGGUUGUGUACUACGAUUGCCUCAAAGAGAGGAACAACCUGGUUGACAAGUAUGACGAGCUCAACCUGCGGAAGCAGUUGGCUGAGCAGAACUUCAAUGACCUAACUUCAAAGCUCAAGAAAGUUAGGGAGGAGUUGGCUUCUACCAAGGUAGCCACCGAUGUUGAGGUGGAGAAGAGGAGAAGAGCCGAGGAAGAGCUAGUUAAGGCGCGAGGGGAGUUGGCUGAGGUGCAGAAGAGAAUUGAGCUGGAGGUGCAUAACUCGGUUGAGAAGCAUGUCUCUGACUUCGUCAAUUCGGAGACGUUUUCAGAGAUCGUGGACCUCUUCCGCAUGCCUACACUGGUGAUGGCAUUCAAUGACUGCCGGAAGAAGGUGAAGGCCCAGAAUCCUGAGGUCGUUGUGACAAAGAUCACUUUCGGACCUGAGGAGGUUGGAGUGGAAGAGGAUGGGGAAAGCAGAACAGCUGAGUUCUGGCCAGACAUAACUAUUAGUUGGGAGUGGGACGAGGUUGGACGAACUGUGCUCCUCCCACGUCUCGAGUACGAGUUCGUCGUCGUGGACGAAGAUACCGAGGCUCUAGCAACUGCCGAGGUCGGAGAGAAUGCGGCUGAGCAAGAGGUGGAUCAGCUGCGUGUGGUGAUCGACUGACUUCGGCCUAUCCCCCCCCCCCUUUUUGUGUCUAAUGACAAUGUACUGUUUUUAGUAGAAUUAAUGAAAAGAAUGUUGUAUUCUAGUGUUUUUGUAUGGGUGUGUGAGUUCGUAGUACUGGAUGAUAAACAUUAAAAGCUAAUGCGUUAA